AUGACAUCCUUCGUAACGACAGUCAACCAGCGAGCGCGCAACCAGUUCCGGCCCCGGCCCGGAGGCAAGGCCGGCAGCUCGAGCUACCAGCUGCGCCAGUACGCCGAGGCGACGCUGGGCGGGGGCAGCCUGCGCAAGGUGGUCAAGCUGCCCGAGGGCGAGGACGAGAACGAGUGGCUGGCGGUCAACAUGGUGGACUUCUACAACCAGAUCAACCUGCUGUACGGGGCCAUCACCGAGUUCUGCUCGCCGGCGUCGUGCCCGGAGAUGAAGGCGACGGACGAGUUCGAGUACCUGUGGCAGGACGGCGACGCCUACAAGCGGCCGACCAAGAUGGCCGCGCCCGCCUACAUCGAGCAGCUCAUGUCGUGGGUCCAGGGCAGCAUCGACAACGAGGCCGUGCUGCCCAGCCGCGUCGGCGUGCCCUUCCCCAAGCAGUUCCCCCAGCUCGUCCGCCAGAUCUUCAAGCGCAUGUACCGCGUCUACGCCCACAUCUACUGCCACCACUACCCCGUCAUCCGCGAGCUCGGCCUCGAGCCCCACCUCAACACCAGCUUCAAGCAGUACGUGCUCUUCAUCGAUGAGCACAACCUCGCCAGCGGCAAGGACUUCUGGGGGCCCCUGGGCGACCUGGUCGAGAGCAUGCUGAAGAGCGAUUGA
This is a messenger RNA of Neoarthrinium moseri, 660 nucleotides long. RefSeq lists its product as uncharacterized. The record is from RefSeq and is a predicted model, not a curated record. Gene Ontology annotation, biological process: cell division; positive regulation of protein phosphorylation; signal transduction. Lineage: Eukaryota; Fungi; Ascomycota; Sordariomycetes; Amphisphaeriales; Apiosporaceae. Gene Ontology annotation, molecular function: protein kinase activator activity. The transcript is spliced from 2 exons. Gene Ontology annotation, cellular component: cytoplasm; nucleus. The coding region runs from base 1 to 660 and encodes 219 amino acids.